This is a messenger RNA of Alternaria viburni, 1128 nucleotides long. RefSeq lists its product as uncharacterized. Lineage: Eukaryota; Fungi; Ascomycota; Dothideomycetes; Pleosporales; Pleosporaceae. Gene Ontology annotation, cellular component: peroxisomal matrix. The record is from RefSeq and is a predicted model, not a curated record. Gene Ontology annotation, biological process: acyl-CoA metabolic process; fatty acid catabolic process. Gene Ontology annotation, molecular function: fatty acyl-CoA hydrolase activity. The transcript is spliced from 3 exons. Bases 1 to 1128 code for a protein of 375 amino acids.
AUGGUCGUGCGUCCCUACUUUACACCUGACAAGCAGGUGCUGCCAUUCGAAAGGGUGAUCGCACUCGAACGCAUUGACAACUGGACAUUCCGCUCCAUCGUCAAAGCCUACUCCCCGACUGGUGGUGAAAAUGGGACGUACGGCGGCCACGUGUUUGCGCAAGCCGCAUGGGCUGCUGCACAGACUGUCGCAGAAGGAUUUCUCAUACAUAACAUUACCGGGUGGUUUGUACUAGGGGGCAAGCCUGAUGAACACUACACCUAUCGUGUGCGAAAGAUUCGAGACGGUUACAAUUAUUGCACACGAAAUGUGACCGUAAGCCAGGUUGCAGCCGACGGAGAUAUGUUUACCUGUACCUGCUCCUUCAAACGCAAAGAAAGCUCACCGUUCGACAUGCAAGAGUCUGUUGACCUGAAAGAGGUGUAUCGCGACGCACUAGAAGGCAAAGAAGACGAGCCAAUGGAGCAUGCGGCUGCUCCAAGCAAUGAUUCCGAGCAUUUCCGGGAAACUUACCUUCCAGCUCAUCCCGACCACUUUAACCCCAUCGCCGGCUUGCACAUCCGCAAGGCUGACAUGUCGAAGUACAAUCAGAGUCGGCAUCCACUCGAUCGCAAGCAACUGACCUUCUACACGCUACGCGGUGCACUUCCAUUACCAACCGCAACAUAUCCACCUCCCUCGGGAUCCGAGCAGAAGCUCACAUUGACACGAGAGGCUAACAUGCACGCCUGUGCACACUUGUACGCAUCGGAUCGUAACUCGCUAUUCAUUGUGCCAAACCAUCUCGACCGGCCUCGGGGUUACAAACGCAUGGCGUCGCUGUCUCACAGCGUCAUCUUCCAUGUCGGCAUCAAGGACCUCAUCAUGCCUAAUGAAUCGCGGAUAGAUCAUCCGAACGCCGACAGGACAUUGUGGGAAGAUGGUCCGCUACCACUCUGUAAUCUGGAGGGGUAUAAGGGCGGCGAUAAGGACGGACGAAAAUGGUUUGUGCAAGAAGCAUGGCUUACUCGAGCUACGGGAGGCAGAGCACUACAUAAUAGCCGUAUGUGGGACUAUGAGAGUGGUGUGCAUGUUGCGACGACCUUUCAGGAUGGAUUGAUUAGGUUCAAAGAGGAUGCAAAGAUCUGA